Molecule: messenger RNA, 2129 nt
Organism: Colius striatus (speckled mousebird)
Lineage: Eukaryota; Metazoa; Chordata; Aves; Coliiformes; Coliidae
Gene: CHAT
Product: choline O-acetyltransferase
Exons: 15
Coding region: 170-2092 (640 amino acids)
Biological process (GO): acetylcholine biosynthetic process; neuromuscular synaptic transmission
Cellular component (GO): neuron projection; cytoplasm
Molecular function (GO): choline O-acetyltransferase activity
Source: RefSeq, a predicted model, not a curated record
GCGGAGGAAGCGGCGGUACGCUGGACAGAGCCGCGGCGACGCGCAGAACGCGCCCGGGAGCCGCUCCGGAGCGCCCCGACGAGCAGAACUGAGACGUGAGGCUCCAUAAAGUGUCCCUGAGUGACUUCAAUUUCUGUCCUCAACAAAAGAUAUCAAAAGAAAUGCAGGAAUGCCUGUCCUAGAAAAAAAUAUGCAGAAGAAAGAGAAAGAUACGUGCAGUAAAGAUGAGACAGCAGUGCCAAAACUUCCAGUCCCACCACUGCAGCAGACCUUAAGCAUGUACCUACAAUGCAUGAAACACUUGGUGCCAGAGGAGCAAUUUAGAAAGACCAAGGUCAUUGUGGAGCAGUUUGGAAGUGCAGGAGGUCUGGGAGAAUCCUUGCAGCAAAUCCUCGAGGAAAGAAGGGAGAAGACAACAAACUGGGUGUUUAACUACUGGCUGGAUGACAUGUACCUCAACAACCGGCUAGCUCUUCCAGUCAAUUCCAGCCCAGCAAUUAUCUUUGCUCGUCAGUAUUUCAAGGAUGUAAAUGACCAGCUGAGGUUUGCCGCCAAUCUCAUUUCAGGAGUACAAGACUAUAAAGCUUUACUGGACACCCAUGCUUUACCUGUUGAUUUUGGUCAUGGACAGCUCUCUGGUCAUCCCCUCUGUAUGAAGCAAUACUAUGGACUCUUUUCUUCCUAUCGUCUUCCAGGACAUACCAAAGAUACCCUUGUGGCCCAGAAAAGCAGUGUAAUGCCAGAACCAGAGCACAUCAUUGUUGCUUGUAACAAUCAGUUUUUUGUUCUGGAUGUUGUCAUUAAUUUCCGUCGUCUCAGUGAGGGGGAUCUUUUCACUCAGUUACGAAAGAUAGCCAAAAUGGCAGAGAAUGAAGAGGAGAUGCUGCCUCCAAUUGGCCUGCUGACAACAGAUGGAAGAACAGAGUGGGCAGAGGCCAGGACAAUCCUUAUGAAAGACUCUACUAACCGCGACUCUCUUGACAUGAUUGAACGAUGCAUAUGCCUGGUGUGCCUGGACAGCCCGAGUGGGGUGGAACUCAAUGAUACAAACAUGGCAUUGCAACUGCUACAUGGGGGAGGCUACCAUAAAAACGGGGCCAAUCGCUGGUAUGACAAGCCUAUGCAGCUUGUGGUAGGAAGAGAUGGAGUCUGUGGUACCGUGUGCGAACAUUCCCCUUUUGAUGGCAUCGUACUGGUGCAGUGCACUGAACACUUGCUCAAGCACAUGAAAGAAAGCUCCAAAAAAUUAGUCCGAGCAGAUUCAGUGAGCGAGCUUCCCGCUCCACGAAGACUAAGAUGGAAAUGUUCCCCUGAGAUUCAGACACAUUUGGCAUCAUCAGCAGAAAAACUCCAAAGGAUAGUAAAAAAUCUGGACUUUAUCGCCUACAAGUUUGAGAACUAUGGAAAGGAAUAUAUUAAGAAACAAAAGAUUAGCCCAGAUGCCUACAUUCAAGUAGCGCUUCAGCUGGCAUUUUACAGAUGCCACAGGAGACUAGUCCCUACCUACGAAAGUGCUUCCAUACGCCGAUUUGAUGAGGGCAGAGUCGACAAUAUUAGGUCUGCUACCUCGGAAGCAUUUGCUUUUGUAAAAGCAAUGACUGAUGACAAGACAGCUCUGUCGGAUUCUGAGAAGAUGCAGAGAUUUAAGGAUGCAAUUGCAGCUCAGACUAAUUACACUAUUCUGGCUAUUACUGGAAUGGCAAUAGACAAUCACCUGCUAGGGCUGAGAGAGGUGGCACGGGAACACUUCAAGGAACUGCCAGAGAUAUUUACAGAUGAGACAUAUUUGACAAGCAAUCGAUUCAUCCUCUCAACCAGUCAGGUUCCAACUACUACAGAAAUGUUCUGCUGCUAUGGGCCUGUGGUGCCCAACGGUUACGGGGCUUGUUAUAACCCUCAGCCAGAGCAUAUAUUAUUCUGCAUCUCAAGCUUUAAAGACUGUAAAGAAACCUCCUCAGACAUGUUUGCAAAAGCUGUGGAAGAAAGUCUCCUUGCAAUAAGAGAUCUGUGCAACAAAUGCAAUUCUACUACGGUAAAGCCACUUGCUAAACAAGAAGCAGCCACACAGCUGCAGAGUGACCGCAAACUCUAAGGAGGUUGUGGGAAUUAUUCUCCUGAAUCCAGCUGGU